ACCCCAGACCCACCGGAGAGCAGGACCCGGUCCAACCCACUGCGCCACCGCGCCCCCGUAAAGAUGGAUAGCGUUUCUUAAUUUGAAAGACGUGUGAGAGACAGUUGAAGCACCACGGGCUACGGGUGUAGUCUCAAGGAGUGAAUGGUAAAUCCAGAAAGGCGAAGCGCGUUUGCCGAUUCACGUUUCAUGCCCACAGAACACUGCGUCUGUUUUGGCAGCCACUAUCCUACAGUUUUAUGCUAAUGGUAUGCUAAUUUCAGGUACGUCCGCCCACAUCCUCUUCUUGCGUUCUGUGUUACAGCACUGCAGCAUCUUCUCGGAGACUUUCUUAAUGUCUCCGCGCUUCACGCACGAUUUAUAUUACGGCGGUUCGGGGUGUUUAAGCAACUGUGCUUCUAAACGUAUAUGAUCAAAAUAAGUUUAAAUGCUGUCAUCAAAAAUAUAGGGAUGGUGCAUUUUGAUCUGCAUCCCGAUCUCCUAGGUGCUGUUACUACCACUUAUAAGAUACUGCCUCAUAGGAAAACUGCCCCGGAUUGCAGUGGAAAAACGCUUCUGUCUGUUCCUUAUGAGAGGCUGAUUUGCACCCAGUAUGCUGUACAUCUUUUUUUUUAAUUUUUUUUUAAAUGUCUAAAAUAUAACGUGGAUGAUCACAGUACCACACAGACACUGUUGAAGCACAUUGCUAAAAUUUAAACUUUGACUUAGAGAUUAUUGUGGGUUUUUGAAGAAGACCUUAUGUGUUAUCGCGAAUAGCUUUACGUAGUGGGAAUGGCGAGCAGCCGGACCGCUGAUUUAGUGCGAGUCUCUUUUCAUGAACACGAAUGAUGUAAACAGCAACAAACAUGGAUGCUCGGUACAUGGGCUCCGUCCCCGGACGGCCUCGAAGUCGGUGCGUCUCACGAAUGGCUGAGCGGCACUGGCAUGUGAUGCGCCUGCAUGGGGGAGACCUCCCAGAAACAGUGGCAGCGAGUCAUGUGAUACUGUUGCCAUGGCGUUAGGCUCCGGUGCUGCGCCGUGUUCAAGGGUCCUCCGCCAGUGGCGGCACUUGGGGGUGAUGUCAUCCUGAGAGAUGCUGUUGUCCUCAGCUGUCCGACAGAGACCGCAAGCUGCCAGCAGUGCUGCCGUCUUGUAGAAAAUGGGACCUUUCCCAUCAAGAGAUUGACACAAUCCAGAAUAUACCCCAAGAACAGAUGGCACAGCCUGAAAACCUCCACCUUAUUUAAUUUUGCAAAUGGAACGUGUCGAGAAUGGAAAUUACGUUCGGAUGACAGCGUUGCCAUCGUUAAACAGUGGACCAAUUAACCGAAUUGCAGACUGUUGUCAGACUAAUAAUCCUGCAGCUUCCCCCGUUGAACGAUGUUUGUCGCGGAAAAGCUUCUGUUAAACCCGAGCUGCCAGUUGAUUGACUCGCAGCACAGCGGUACAGAACGGACAGCCUAAAAACAAUGACUGUAAUUGGCUAGCAUGGCGCCGCAGUGCCGGGGCAUCCUGAAUCCGCUUUGCAUAAGAAAGCGGGGGGGGGUUUUCUCCAUUUUCUGUCAAAUCAUGUGUGCUGUGCGGCGAAUGAUGUUGCUGGGGAUGGCAGGCGCGGGAGGCGGAGGGAGGGAGGGAGAGGAGGAGGAGAGGCAUGUGGUGCAGUGUGUACUGGAGCAGGACUAAUCCACAGAAGGAAGCCCCCUCUCCCCCCACCCCAAACACUUUGCGCCAUCUGAGCAUCUUGGGCUUUUUCUCCCCCCCAUAAUCCGUCAAACCUCACCGCGGCGGCUUCUGCCGUCCGACUGGAUCUCGGCGGAUUGGUCCUGGCUGCACGGCUUGCCCGCCCGCCGCCACCCAGGCUUCGUCUUCGCAUACCGAAGGAGCGGCGAACGCAGAGAUGAGAGGCAUGAUCCGGCCCCCAGCGGACAUGGGUAGCUGCCGCGGUCCUCCCUGAAGCCCGCGGUUUCCCGAGCCUCUCAGCGGGCGGGCAGGAGGAUACACGGAGACGAGGGAGGGGGAGAGGAGAGCAGUGGAUUUCGUAUCAAGAAAUUCCACCGGCUCUGUCCCCGCAUUUUGAUUUGGAAAAGGAGCUCUACUGGCUUUCCUCACAGCACUGAUCAAAAUGCCUGAGGCAAACUACCUGCUCUCCGUGUCCUGGGGCUACAUUAAGUUCAAAAGGAUGUUGAACCGGGAGCUGACCCACCUGUCGGAGAUGAGCCGCUCUGGGAACCAGGUGUCCGAGUUCAUCUCCAACACCUUCUUAGACAAGCAGAAUGAUGUGGAGAUCCCGUCUCCCACAUCUAAGACCCGGGAGAAGAAGAAGAAGCAGCAGGUGAUGACACAGAUCAGCGGCGUGAAGAAGGUCACCCAUGGCCCGAACGUCUCCAACUGCAGUAUCCCUCGGUUUGGAGUAAAGACUGACAAGGAGGACCUGCUGUCGAAGGAGCUGGAGGACCUAAACAAAUGGGGUCUGAACAUCUUCAAGGUUUCCGAGUUUUCCAACAACAGGCCGUUGACUUGCAUCAUGUACGCCAUCUUCCAGGAGAGGGACUUGAUGAAGACAUUUAAGAUCCCUGUUGACACCUUUGUGACCUUUAUGAUGACGUUAGAAGACCACUACCACUCUGAUGUGGCCUACCACAACAGCCUGCACGCUGCCGACGUGGCCCAGUCAACGCACAUCCUGCUUUCUACACCUGCUCUUGAUGCUGUCUUCACUGACCUGGAGAUCCUUGCUGCCAUCUUUGCUGCUGCCAUUCAUGACGUUGACCACCCUGGAGUCUCAAAUCAGUUUUUAAUCAACACAAACUCUGAGCUGGCCCUCAUGUACAACGAUGAGUCGGUCCUUGAGAACCACCACCUGGCUGUGGGCUUCAAGCUGCUACAGGAGGAGCACUGCGACAUCUUCCAGAAUCUCAACAAGAAGCAGCGUCAGUCGCUCAGGAAGAUGGUCAUUGACAUGGUACUAGCAACUGAUAUGUCCAAGCACAUGAGCCUACUGGCAGACCUGAAGACCAUGGUGGAGACUAAGAAGGUGACCAGCUCUGGAGUGCUGCUGCUCGACAACUAUACAGACAGAAUACAGGUUCUCCGUAACAUGGUGCACUGCGCAGACCUGAGCAACCCAACCAAGUCCCUGGAGCUGUACCGGCAGUGGACUGACCGUAUCAUGGAUGAGUUCUUCCAUCAAGGGGACAAGGAGCGGGAGAGAGGCAUGGAAAUUAGCCCCAUGUGUGACAAGCACACAGCAUCUGUGGAGAAGUCACAGGUGGGAUUCAUUGACUACAUUGUGCACCCGUUGUGGGAAACGUGGGCGGACUUGGUGCACCCAGAUGCGCAAGACAUCUUGGACACUCUGGAGGACAACAGGAACUGGUACCAGAGCAUGAUCCCCCAGAGCCCUUCCCCACCCUACGAGCAGGACAAGGGCCACGGUGGAGGUGACAAGUUUCAGUUUGAACUCACACUGGAAGAGGAAGACUCCGACGAGCAGAGUCCGGCAGAGGCAUGUUGGCUGCCAGAGCCUGACGGGGAGGGAGUGGGGCCCACGCACAUCGAGAUCGUCACACACGACGCAUCGCCUGUUGACACGUAGCCUCGGCACCCGUGGCGUUGGGGUUUUUUUUGUUGGGGUGACGGCAGAUGGCUGUGUGAGGAGAAAUCCUGCAGUCCUGUGUUUGAGAAGCCUGUCUGCUUACUUUCGGCCGACCCAGUCGGAAACGGACAGUCUCAGUGGAACGAUGGAGCAGCUCUCAGGAAAUUGCUGCGGUUACUUGGGACUUGUUGAUGGGCUGGUCCGUCUCGCAGACGGAAAUGGGAGUAAUGAAGGCUUGAGGUCAAUCAGAACCGUUUAGUUGGACUAGCAUCGUGUUGCUGACACUGCUGAGAGACUUUUCCAACAGGUGACUUUUUUGUAACGGUAUGUCAUGAGGUAGCAUAUGAACUACUGACAUGCAAGUAUAUUUGUACUGACCGUUUACUCUUUCCAGUCGCAUAUGUCUAAAGACUUUAUGUGCCUUUUUUACAGUCGUCUUUUAAAAAGUUUUGUUUUUUUAUUUAUUGAGCACAGUCAAUGUUAAAGGCUGUUUUUAACUGAAGGCUUAAGAGCAGAAUAUUUUGUUUCUUGGUUGUAGAGAGAAUAUAAAGUCUUCCUUUUUACAAAUCCUGGGCAAUAUCUAAGCUAAAACACACUGGCUUUCUGAACAGACUUUCAACGGAACCUCUAUUCCCUCAGUCUUUUUGGCAUAAACAUUGAAUUCUCAUUGGGAUGCAAUUGAUCGGCGGAUAGGUUCGAGAUUGAGCACAAUAUUUUACUGUUAAACAUGGAUGGAUUGUAGAAUGCCAGUAAGAACACCUGAAACAUCUUUAAGAAAAUCUUGUCUUCUCCAUACAUUAACAGUGUUCUAUGCGUUAAUGUGCCAUAUUCUAAUCACACUUUCCAACUGCGAUGGACAUAGUUAAGAGUUCCCCACUAUGUUUCAUCCAUUUUGGCUUUAUUAAAACCAACUCAGAUUUCAGUGAGGCUGAAGUUAAAGAUGAAACUGUAAGAAUGGAUGAUUAAAGGGUGGACAAGGAAGACACCUUGUAGCGUCAUCAGCAUUUGCUCAGAUUGAAAUCCUAUUUCUUAAAGCUCAUGAACCUUAAAUGUGUCCAGUCAUAUUGAGGCUUUUUCUGUUCCCCGUCAGCUAUGAGUGUUCAGAAUCCACACAGGUGUUGUGUAAGUCCAUCUAGGUCUUGGCUGCAUGAUAUCGCACACCCGUAACUUGAAAAACUUUUCCCUGGUAAAGUUACCGAGUCCUCGUUAACAAUAUAUCGGUGUAUUCCUUAAUUUCCUUGCAAUAAGCAUAUACUGUUCUCACUUUCUCUGCAAAUGAAGAACAAAGCUGAAUCACAACCAAAAAUAUACCCUCUGUUCUGUAUG
Molecule: messenger RNA, 4900 nt
Organism: Scleropages formosus (Asian bonytongue)
Lineage: Eukaryota; Metazoa; Chordata; Actinopteri; Osteoglossiformes; Osteoglossidae
Product: cAMP-specific 3',5'-cyclic phosphodiesterase 4B-like
Exons: 10
Coding region: 2102-3574 (490 amino acids)
Biological process (GO): signal transduction
Molecular function (GO): 3',5'-cyclic-nucleotide phosphodiesterase activity
Source: RefSeq, a predicted model, not a curated record